AUGUCUGCUGCGCUCGACUUUGUCAAACCAGCAGGAUUUCGCACUGGAAAAUUACUUCCUACCGGAAAUGUUGUGGAUACGUUCGAUGGUUAUCAUGCGACAUGUAUCGACGUUGGAAAUCCGUGUGUAUUGGUUUACGCGUCGGAGCUUGAUGUUGAUGGCGAGCUAUCGUCAGAUGAAAUCGAGGCUAACACGACACUUCAAGAUAAACUCGAAUCCAUGCGUCGCCAAGCUGCUAUCAAGAUGGGCCUUGCACAGGAUUUUGACAAUGUUCCUGGAAGCGUUCCAAAGAUCUCUAUGAUAUCUCCAAGGAAGCAGCCGACGAAUGGCGAGAUCAAUGUUCGCGCCAUGUCAGUAGGUCAAGCUCGCAAAGCAAUUCCAGUGACCGUGGCUUUGGCUACAGCUGCCGCCGCCAAGCUACGAGGAAGUAUUGUUGCAGAUUGUCUCAAAGGUAGUGAAGAGGAAAAGGGUCUGGGAAUUUGUCACGCUAGUGGUAGACUUCGAGUAGACGCCUCAUUCGAUGAGGCCGGGGAGUUGUCCAAGGCAACUGUUUUCCGUACAGCUCGGCGUUUAAUGGAAGGGACAAUCUAUUGGAAGUAA
Molecule: messenger RNA, 600 nt
Organism: Fusarium poae
Lineage: Eukaryota; Fungi; Ascomycota; Sordariomycetes; Hypocreales; Nectriaceae
Exons: 2
Coding region: 1-600 (199 amino acids)
Source: RefSeq, a predicted model, not a curated record